Molecule: messenger RNA, 213 nt
Organism: Acanthoscelides obtectus
Lineage: Eukaryota; Metazoa; Arthropoda; Insecta; Coleoptera; Chrysomelidae
Source: the annotation of a GenBank genome assembly
AUGAAGCUUCUGAGAAACAGGAAGUUACUGAAAGGUUCAGGAAUAAUUCUUACUGAAGAUAUGUCGCCUGCUCGAUAUAACCUGUAUCAAAAGGCCGUGCAGAAAUGGGGUAAGCAGAAGACCUGGUUUUAUAACGGAGAAAUAUGGGUGAAACUGCGAGAAAACAAGUUACAGAUAAAAACGGAAGAGGACUUGAAUAACAUGGCGCAGUAA